AUGACUGACAGUGCCGCAGGCCGAGAUGGUGCAGAAAUCGUGGAGCACAUUGCCAGCCUGCCCUGGUGCUCAGGCUCCGUGGGAAUGCAAGGCAACUCGUGGCUGGCCCAAGUACAAUGGAGCACCGCGUCCCUGUGCCCUCCGUCUCUCAAGGCUAUUGCACCCUGGGAAGGCUUCACAGACAAAUAUCGCGACGUCCUGUGUCGAGGCGGCAUACCUGACGCUACCUUCGAUAACCUUCUUUAUCGUGCAACUGUCCGCGGUCGACAGAGGCGAGAGGAUGUCGCGAAGGCAAUCAACAAGUGGCCCCUGAUGAACCCCUACUGGGAAGACAAGAUACCCCAAAUCGAAAAUAUCGACAUACCCAUGUACGUCGUUGCAGGCUACAGCUCCAGUAUCCACAGCUACGGAACUAUUCAAGGCUUCCGAACAGCUAAGAGCAAGCAGAAGUGGCUUCGGGUCCACUGUACGCAGGAAUGGUUUGAUAUCUACAGACCCGACAUGACAGACGAGCUUCAAGCAUUCUUUGAUCGAUAUUUGAAGGGCAUUGAAAAUGACUGGGAGAAGACCAAUCCGGUGCGGGUGUCGAUCCUGACGUUCGGAAACCGCUUCGGCCCUGUGAGUGCCCUAUAA
Messenger RNA from Colletotrichum chrysophilum, 633 nucleotides. RefSeq lists its product as uncharacterized. The transcript has a single exon. Lineage: Eukaryota; Fungi; Ascomycota; Sordariomycetes; Glomerellales; Glomerellaceae. Gene Ontology annotation, molecular function: hydrolase activity. The record is from RefSeq and is a predicted model, not a curated record. The coding region runs from base 1 to 633 and encodes 210 amino acids.